UUGCCAGUCAUUCAUAACCUGCAGUGAUAAGUUCAUUGCACUUUUUUGACCACUUCAAAGCGAAUUACUCAAAGAUGUGUUAAAUGAAUGAAAACAAAUUUACAAUGCAUAAUAUGUAUAUGUUAUUGUAUGAUGUGGUUUCAUGCUAAAUAUUGCAUUUGUUAAUUGAGUGGUUUUAUUGCUAACAUGACUGUUUAAAAUAGCAACAAAUCUAAAAAAACACUUUGCGCCUCAUCCCAGAAAGGAGCAGCUUCACAAUUGAGGUUCUACAGUUAGAUUGUGUUGUUUAUUGUUAAUUAAAAGCGAAACCGCAAUGUUAAAAAGUUAGACUGGUCAUUUGAGUGAAAGCUUUAAAUCCAGAGGAUGAUCCUUUCUGGAGUAACUGGACUGCUGUCAGAGCGAAUUUCACAAGAUUAACAGCCCGCUGCUCUUUUCUUUGCCUGCAAUCAAACCGUUUACAGGACUAUUCUCCAUCUCUACCUGUUUAAAACUUGUUUGUGCUAAAUGGGAUUUAAAUGAAGUCCAUUUGAAGUCACAAACAGUGACAUGGCUUGUAAAUCAUGUAUGAUCCUUCUAUAGAGUUAGAACAGUAAGAAACCCAUUGAGGAAAUGGCAUUGUCUUUAAAGCGAGAAGCAGCUGACUUUUUUCUGCUGCUGUAAUGUGACAUUGCGACAUCUUUUUGUGAAACGUGCCAAACCGAGAAGCAGCUGACAAAUUGUAAAUAUGUCUUUGUGACAUAAGGAGUCUUAACUUUUAGCAAAACAAGACCGAUUCUGCUGCUGUCUGGAGAAAUAUGACAUUGUGACGGUACAAAUUUAAGCGCGGCGAGCUGAGAAGCAGCUGACACUUUCAUUCUGCUGCUGUUGCGAAGAUGAGAUUGUGAUACCGGGAGUUUAGUUGCGGCAAACCGAACCUGGUGCUUGCUGCAAAUAUGACAUUGUGACAUCAGGACUCGUUCUCUGAAGCGCCAGACUGAAGAGCGGCUGACACUCUCUUUUUUUGCUGCUGCUGCUGCUGAUGAUGCUGCAGCUGCGAAAAUGCUGCGAUUCCCUGUGAAGAAAAUACGAAAGCAGUUCAAACUUCUGCUGCUGCUGGUGCUGCUCACUUUUGCCGUGUGGUUUACGUACCUGCACAUCAACCAGGGCAAAUCCAUCAAACUUCACUUCAACUAUGGAAAAGAUGGUGAGAGGCCGAUGGAGGGAACUGAUACCAGCCGGAAGAGAGACUCACGUUCAUCAGACAAGUACCGCAAAAGCGAAGACGCCAGCAACAGCCAGGAGGAGGAAAAUGCAGAAGAUGAGCCCAACGCUGGCACCCUUCAUGACAAAGAUCAAGCUGAAAUCCGCAAGUUCAUCGCACGGAAGUACAAAAAGUUGCCAUGGAAACCAGAGUUUAAAGGUCAAGCGAAUCUCCACGUCUUUGAGGACUGGUGUGGCUCCUCAGUCGCUCAGCUCAGGAAGAACCUGCAUUUUCCUCUCUACCCCCAUACGAGAACUGCUGUGAAGAAGUUGGCCGUGGCUCCAAAAUGGAAGAACUAUGGCCUGAGAAUAUUUGGAUACAUUCUACCUUACAAAGAUGGUGAUUUUCAGUUUGCGGUUUCUUCCGAUGAUAACUCAGAAUUCUGGUUGAGUUCAGAUGACAGUCCUCUUAACGCCCGUCUGCUGGCCUACGUGGGAAAGCUGGGAUCUGAAUGGACCGCACCAGGAGAGUUUACCAAGUUCAGGUCUCAGGUGUCCAAGUCUGUGCAUCUCAUGGCCUCCAGACGAUACUACUUUGAGAUUCUCCACAAGCAGGACGACAAAGGCUCGGAUCACGUUGAAGUCGGGUGGCGCCCUUUCCUGCCAGGACUCAAGUAUGAGGUCAUCGAUUCCGCGUACAUCUCCUUGUACACAGAUGAGAGCAGUUUGAAGAUGAACCAUGUGGAUCACAUUCCUCAGACACUGGCCAGCCACGGGCCUGUCCCAGCAGAGACCCACACCCGCAGCCACCAUGGCGCCGAUAUGCUGCAACCGGACCCCCGCGACACCUUCUUCAACAUUCCCAUGAUUGACCCCUCUCAUCUUGAAAAUGUGUUGCCCGCCUGUCUCUACUCGCCAACAUAUGUGGUCAAAGACUUCCCUAUCGCUCGCUAUCAAGGCCUACAGUUUGUCUAUCUUUCUUUUGUCUAUCCCAAUGACUUCACCCGCCUCACCCACAUGGAAAGAGAAAACAAGUGCUUCUAUAGAGAGUCACCCAUCUAUUUGGAGAAGUUUGGCUUCUAUAAAUACAUGAAGAUGGAUGAGGAGGAAGAUGACAGGCCAUUCUUCUUCCCUAAUCCUGAUGAUUUUCUUGAAGAAGAAGAGGGGGCGGAUCCAGAGGAUGAAGCACAAGUUGUUGGCACCCAGUCAGCAAAGAAGACCGUCCAAACUAGCCAAUCAAAUCACACCUCAAGCCCCUCUGAUAAACCUGUUCCCACAAUGCUGGAGAAAAAAGAGGUAGAGCCGGACAACCCAACUUUUAGUAGAGAGCAAAGGCGCUUUUUCACGAGAGCAAGGCAGGUGGUUGGGUCUCAACCUCAAGAGACGGACCAAGACAAUCUGGACCAUCAGGCUAAGGUAGGGUUACCAAAAAGUGAGAGUGUGGUGCGAGGUCGUUCUCUCACUUGGGUUCAAAGAGACCGCCGGGACCUCAGAGAGGGUUGGUCUGAAGAUCGUUCACCGAAAAUAAGUAGAUCAGCUUUGCUUUUCCCGCCAAAAUCCUCAUUGGUGGCCCUCAACAGUCGAGCCAAGCAAAUUCUCAGCAGUCCUGCCCACACUGUUCCUUCCCCAGGUAACAACCACGCUCAUGACAACAGCCACAAUCCUGGAACCAGCCACACCAACAAGGAACGCAAGAAGGAGGACAACAAAAUCUACGUCACAAGACCUCGCCCUGCUAAGGAGAAGCAAAGUCUCGUUUCACGCCAACCCAGAGAGGUCUUCCCUGGCGUUUUCCUGUACCAGAAUGGCAAAACCACAAAGCUGGUGAACCUCAGUGCCAAACCAAAGCUCAGCAAAGGAGCUCUGCGUGCGUCCCAGUUAUUUACACGGUCUCCUCUGCAAGAGAACAAGGUCUUUCCAGCGAGCCCCAACUUCAGCAAGCCAGCUGAAAAUCCCAUGCCCCCAAACAGAGCAGCAAUCCCAAACCGCUUUGAGAGAAGGAUACGAGGCGUCUGGGAAAAACACCAGCAUCCCUUGAGGCCCAUCACAACCGCUCGACCACCUCGUGUGCCCACCCCUCCGUCCGCUAACUCCUCUGAGAACGUGCUUUCGACUGAGCCUCUACGUGUCACUUCCUACUUGCACACCUCUGAGAUUACAGAGUCUCAAAAGCAGCGGCCGGACACGGACCCAGAACCAGAGGAGGAAGGAGGCCUUUCGGAGUAUAGCUAUGAGGAUGUGGAGCCUCGUCCCGGGUGGGCAGAGGAGGCCAUUAAUUGGCAGAGGACGUUUUCCGUUAAUAGCAUGGACUUUGAGGCAUUGCGCUCUGACUGGAAUGAUCUUCGGUGCAACGUAUCUGGAAACCUGCAGCUAUCUGAGAGCGAAGUGGUGGACGUUCUUGCACAGUACAUGGAGAAACUCAACGAACUUAAUGGAGGGAUUUACACUCUCCUCCGCAUUAUAAAUGUAGAAAAGCGGCGUGACUCUGCACGCGGUAACCGCUACCUAAUAGAGCUGGAGCUAAUGGAGAGAGGUCGUAAAGUGGUCCGUCUGUCUGAGUACAUCUACAUGCUGUUGCACCGUAGCCGGGUAGAAGACAGUCUGGAGAAUAUGGAAGGGGUCACAGCAUCAUCCCUCUCUUCCCCUGUCGCCAGCCCACAUGCUCCACCCUCCCGCACACCUACCCGCGGGGCCCACGGCACCCCGCAGUGGGGCACAGUGUAUGCCAAACCCCUGCUGUGCCAGCCAGUGAUGCUGCAGUGGAAAAAGAAUGUCAUGGUGCAUUUUGUGGUACCAGUGAAGAAUCAGGCGCGUUGGGUUCAGCAGUUCAUUUCAGACAUGGAGUUCCUGCACCGUGAGACCAAGGACAACAAUUUCAACAUCAUCAUCAUGGACUUCCAGAGUGAAGACAUGGACGUGGAGCAGGCUCUCAGAGAAAGCUCCGUUCCACGAUAUGAGUAUCUGAGGAGAGAAGGAAACUUUGAACGUUCUGCUGGGUUACAGAUCGGUGUGGACACCAUAGAGGACAGUCACAGCAUCGUGUUUCUGUGUGACCUGCACAUUCAUUUCCCUCUGAACAUCCUGGAGAACAUCAGGAAGCACUGUGUGGAGGGCAAACUGGCCUUCGCUCCGAUAGUAAUGAGACUGGGCUGCGGCAGCUCACCGCAGGAGCCUGACGGUUACUGGGAGGUGAACGGCUUCGGCCUGUUUGGGAUCUACAAGUCUGAUUUUGACAAGAUUGGUGGGAUGAACACGGAGGAGUUUAAGGACCGCUGGGGAGGAGAAGACUGGGAACUACUGGACAGAGUUUUGCAAAACGGUCUGGAGGUUGAGCGUUUAAGACUGAGGAACUUCUUUCACUACUAUCACUCUAAAAGAGGCAUGUGGAACUCACAGUCCAGUAAAACUCCUAAAGGAUAAAACCGAACCUCGCUGAGAGACUUCAAACUAACUCGGCACGAGAACGGGACCUUAAAGGACCAAACCGUUGCGUCUCUGGGACCCUUUCCUGAGGCCCGUCUCAUACAGGAGGACCCGUGACACUGCCAAGCUGCUGUCCAAACUC
Sinocyclocheilus anshuiensis is the source of this 4744-nucleotide messenger RNA. RefSeq names its product N-acetyl-beta-glucosaminyl-glycoprotein 4-beta-N-acetylgalactosaminyltransferase 1-like. NCBI's taxonomy places the organism in Eukaryota, Metazoa, Chordata, Actinopteri, Cypriniformes, Cyprinidae. The record is from RefSeq and is a predicted model, not a curated record. The coding region runs from base 1039 to 4599 and encodes 1186 amino acids. Gene Ontology annotation, molecular function: acetylgalactosaminyltransferase activity. Gene Ontology annotation, cellular component: Golgi cisterna membrane. The transcript is spliced from 20 exons.